Athalia rosae (coleseed sawfly) is the source of this 5210-nucleotide messenger RNA. It is a transcript of the gene dia, whose product is annotated as protein diaphanous. NCBI's taxonomy places the organism in Eukaryota, Metazoa, Arthropoda, Insecta, Hymenoptera, Athaliidae. Gene Ontology annotation, molecular function: actin binding; microtubule binding; small GTPase binding. The transcript is spliced from 15 exons. Bases 571 to 3903 code for a protein of 1110 amino acids. Gene Ontology annotation, biological process: actin cytoskeleton organization; actin filament polymerization. The record is from RefSeq and is a predicted model, not a curated record. Gene Ontology annotation, cellular component: cytoplasm; actin filament.
CCGCACAUCGAGUGCUUUUCAUAUCUAAUUUAAUUGAACGUUUUUUUCCCUCGCCUGAUCGUAGCAACGACGUCUUGCGAAUCAAUCGAACGUCGUAUAUCUGCAGUGUUCUAUAAUUGUAACUAAGUGUGGUACGGAACGAAUUAGUGGAGCGUAUGUAUUACAUAGGUAAAUAGAUACAGGGUUUAAUUGAAUUCUUCCAAUUAAAUUUCAAAUUGGAUGCACUACGUAAAAAUAGUUAUUCGAUUGAUUCUCCUAACGAUAAUUUUCCCUCAUUAUCAAAUAAUAGGAGAAAAAUUUUAAUUUAAUUACGAUGGUUUCGCGUCGCUGUAAACCGACGAAACCCUCAUUGUUAAAUACCUGUAUCCAGUGAAAGAGACCAAGUUUUGGUCGAAACAUAAAAAAAAACAAAGGUGAUUGAUUAUAGUAUACGGUAACUGUGCGUUCGGUGUGAAGAGAAUUCAUGUAGUACAUACGGUACAAAGUGCUACCGAUACACGGUAUAAAAAAUUAUUCGGACGAAUCGGUGUGCGAUAAAAAGACAAUUUAUUGGAUUAUUAAAUUUUCAACAUGUCCAACACUAUCAAGAGACGUAUGAGUUGGUACCAGAAAGCGGAGUCCGGUAUGAGGCUGGACACAUUGUUCGGCCGCCCAAAAAAACCAGGGCGCGGAGGUGGGGCGGGGGGUGGUAUCGGCCACAACACCAUCCCCCGACCAAACUCUGGCGAUGACUUCAAUGAAAUCGAACAGCAGGCAUCCAUCAUAGAGAGAAUGGACGAGGAAACGAUGAACGAUAAAUUUGAAGAAAUGUUGAACGAUAUGAACCUCUCGGAGGAGAAAAAGGCACCUUUGAGACAACAGCCGGACAUGAAUAAAAGGAAAAUGUUGGUAAUGCACUGUAAGGGUAGCAUACAGGAAAGCAGAUCUAAGUUUGACAAACCAGCGGAUUACAUACAGUAUUUAGCACAGCCUGAAUUAAGCGUUAAUAAAAUCUACAACUGUAUAGAAUCACUUAGGAUCGCUCUGACUAACAACCCUUUGAGCUGGGUUCAGGAAUUCGGAACUAAGGGCCUAAAACAAGUACUUGCGACAUUGAACGAGUGCUACAGAAAUGCUUUCAUAUGUUAUGAUAGCGAUACUCGUUACGAACGGAUACAAUACGAAUGUAUUCGUUGUUUAAAAGCGAUUAUGAAUAACACCGUUGGAAUAAAAGAGAUGCUGGCACACCACGAAGCUUUAACGAUAGUUGCGAGAUCUCUGGAGCCAACCAAACCAGCAGUUAUGUACGAAGCUGUGAAACUUCUUGGUGCAGUUUGUCUAAUUUCUAGUGAAAGCCACAAAAAAGUUUUAGAUGCAAUAACCAUGAAUGGAGAAUUUAACGGGAAAGAAAGGUUCCUUCCUAUUGUUCGAGGAUUGCUUAAUAAGAAAAAUGAAAAUCUGAGGGUCGUAUGUCUUCAACUAAUAAACUCAAUAAUCUCAUCAGCUGAGGACUUGGACUUUCGGUUACACCUGCGAAACGAAAUAAUGCGAGUUGGGCUUGCAGAUCUCAUGAUUCCGCUUGAAAAAGAUCAGUCUGAAGAUCUGGCAAAUCACUUGAAAAUUCUCAAAGAUCACAAGGAAGAAGAUUAUGAGGAGUUUGUACAAAGAUUCGAUAAUGUUAGAUUAGAAUUAGAUGAUGUAAAUGACUGUUUUGAAGUUGCCAAGAAUAUGGUAAUGGAUACCCCAGCGGAACCUUAUUUUCUUUCCAUUCUUCAACACUUGCUCUUUAUCAGAGAUGAUGCAUUAGUCAGGCCGGCGUACUACAAACUCAUUGAAGAAUGUGUAUCCCAAAUAGUUUUACAUCGAUCUGGAUGUGACCCAGACUUUAGCGCAACAAAACGAUUUCAAAUAGAUGUGCAACCACUUAUAGAUACCUUAGUUGAAAAAUCCAAAGCCGAGGAGGAACAUCGAUUAAUGGAAAUGGGGCAAAAACUCGAGGAAGCCAUUGCUAGUAAACAGGAGACUGAAGCAAAACUUCAACAUGCUGAAAAAAAAAUCAAGGAACUAGAAGAGAGUGGAGCAAGACCUGGUGGAGCAUCUGUAAGUGAAAAUAAAAAUACUCUAGUAAUUCCCGAAUAUUAUGAAUUUGUUUUAUUGACCAAUUUUAUACAGAAAGUUUCAGGAGGUCCACCUCCUCCACCGAUGCCGGGAAUGGGGGGUCCGCCGCCCCCUCCGUUACCUGGUAUGAUGGGUCCUCCUCCGCCACCAAUGCCUGGUAUGGGAGGACCACCACCACCACCUAUGCCCGGAAUGGGUGGGCCACCUCCUCCGCCUCUUCUUCCUGGUAUGGGAGGACCAGCUCCGCCACCAUUCCCAGGAAUGGGUCCUCCGCCUCCACCAAUGAUGGGAGGAAUGGCGCCAAAAUUACCUGCUGGAGGCAUCCAAGUUUUACCUCAUGGUUUACAGCCAAAAAAAAAAUGGGAAACGGAUGGUCCUCUAAAAAGAGCAAAUUGGAAAGCUAUACUACCUCAAAAACUUUCGGAAAAGUCAUUUUGGGUUAAAGUACAAGAAGAUAAACUUGCUAGUCCAGAUAUUUUGUCAGGGUUGGCACAGAAAUUUUCUUCAAAGCCAGCAAGCAAAAAAGUUGACAAUGUUGUUGAUAAAUCCUCGUCUGCCAAGAAGGUGAAGGACCUGAAAGUCCUCGACGGUAAAUCGGCACAAAAUAUUUCCAUUCUUCUGGGUGGGACUUUAAAACACAUGUCAUACGAAGAAGUGAAAAGUUGUUUAUUGAGAUGUGAGGGUCCCGUUAUUUCUAGCAACGUUUUACAAGGUUUAAUUCAGUAUCUACCUCCACCUGAUCAACUCACUAAACUACAACAAUUCAGGGACCAGUACGAUGACCUAACAGAGGCUGAACAAUUCUGUGUGACGAUAUCGGACAUUAAACGACUGUUACCAAGGCUAAAAUCUCUCAGCUUUAUGUUGCAUUAUGAAGAAUUGGUACAAGAUGUCAAGCCAGAUAUUGUUGCCGGAACUGCUGCGUGUGAAGAAGUGAAGGUCAGCAAGAAGUUUGCCAAAAUUCUUGAACUGAUUCUUUUGCUUGGUAAUUAUAUGAAUUCCGGCUCCAAAAAUGGCCAAGCAUUCGGCUUUGAAAUCAGCUUCCUCACUAAGCUCACUAGCACAAAGGAUGUAGAAAACAAACAAACUCUAUUACACUAUCUCGUAGAGACUAUUGAAAGAAAGUUCCCAGAUUGUGCGAACUUUACGGACGAACUGGCGCACGUGGAUAGAGCUAGUAGAGUUUCUUUGGAAAAUGUUCAACGUACUCUUCGCCAGAUGGAUGCUAGCCUACGUAAUCUUGAACAAGAUUUAGCGAAUGCUAGGCUCCCACAAAGUGACAAUGAUAGAUUCGCAGAAAUCAUGACACCAUUCGCAAAAGAAGCAAGAAAAUCCUAUGAGGUAAUGCAGAACAUGUUCAAUAACAUGGAUGGGCUUUAUACCGGCAUCUCCGAGUUCUUCACUUUCGACAAGCAGAAAUACACCAUUGAAGAAUUCUUUGGUGAUAUCAAAACCUUCAAAGACGCUUUUGAGCAAGCGAGAAAAGAAAACGCCAAGAUGCGCGAAAGCGAAGAAAAGCAGCGCCGCGCGCGAGAAGGAAGGGAAAAAGCAGAAGCAGAGCGAGCGGCACGUGCUGAAAGGAAACGUGCUUUAGUAGAUAUGAAUGCACAUGAAGCGCAAGAAGGUGUCAUGGAUAGUCUGAUGGAAGCUCUGCAAACGGGAGCGGCGUUUAGUCGACCCGAUCAGCGACGUAAACGACAAACUCGUGCCGCUGGUGCGGAAAGAAGAGCACAGUUAAAUAGGAGUCGAUCACGAACUGGAUUACUUGGAAGAGAACUAUCAACAGAACUGCUUAGUUCAGCGUAGCCUAACGAUACUGGCACACAGUCUCCGCCCUCAAACUCUGAUGCUGCGUCCCAUGUAGGUAUGCCUAUUUUGUGAAUCGAGUAGUGCACAAAACAGAAAAUGAAGAAGCAUAGUGAAAUUUACGCGAUUUGUGCUCCGAUAUGUUGGCUGUAAAUUUUUUCUUUGCCAUUACUCGAUAAAGUCUUCCUUGUGUUUUCUAGCGCAUAGUUAGAUGUUCAACUUUUCUAGAACAUGGGAGAAAAAAUUUUCAGAUUUGAGAUGCUUUGUACAUUUUAUAUGGAAUAAAUGACAGUAUAUUUUAAGCUAUGGUAAAGCAGAAGUAGAAUAGCCACAUAACAAAGACACCGAGUGAAAAAUUAACGAAUUUUUCAUAUUAAUAUCAAAGGGCAGUUGUGUACAUACAUAUAUUAUGAACUACUUCUAUGUGAAUUAGUAAUAUUAUUGUCAGAUAAACGUACACGUGAUGAUGUGAUAUAGCUCAAGUUAUUAUACUGAUAUUCAUUCUGUCCUUGAUUUUUAGACUAUUUUCAUUUGGCAUUUUCUCUUCUGUAUUCCAAUGCCUAUCUAAUUGUAAGUUAUAAGGGAAAUGUAAAUAGUGCAAUUUAAUGCCGUGAUUGAAACACAGCACAAACUCUGGCUAGGUAGCAAUGCUAGUUGUUAAUUGAUGUAUUUCAAUUUUUAUUUAUGGACAGAAAAUAAUUUUUUAUAUUCGAGUAUUCAAAUGCCGAGCACAUUGCGAUUUGAGGAAAUCAAAAGAGAUUAUCAUUCUCAAAGUGCAAAAAAGACAUUGAAUUGUUUUUUAGGUACAAAUAUACGCUGGGUGUGCUGUGAAUAUUUCACUGCCGAAUUAAGUAACAUUGAAACGCUUACCUUGGUUCAAAAUUUUCGUAUGAUAUUGAACAAGAAUUUCGAGUGCCUUUUCAAAAGCAGCGAAUAUGUGCCAAAUUUGUUUAUAACUGAAAAUGUUGAAAGUUAUAUAUUUUGUAAAUUAAUUACAGAAUAGAUUGGAUAAUGUGAAAAUUUUGCAGAGUUGGGAAUCAGUUGCUAAAUUUUUAUCUUUUACUCUAAUCCUGUUCAUUCAUGCGGAAUAAAAAUAAAAUUAAUAACAUAAAAAUACCCAUGUCACGUCUGUAGUUGUGCCUAAAAAUGUGGUUUGUAUGUAAGAAAUUGAUUUUUUGAAUCUCCAGAUCCCCUUAAAUUGUUCAUUAUUUAAUAGUAAAAUUUUUGUCACAUCCAUAGGAGGAUAUUGUAAUUAUAUUGUGAAUACGUGAAUUUAUUGUAAGAUAAUAGAUUAUCAUUAAUAAGAA